Molecule: messenger RNA, 2524 nt
Organism: Gymnogyps californianus (California condor)
Lineage: Eukaryota; Metazoa; Chordata; Aves; Accipitriformes; Cathartidae
Gene: ACE2
Product: angiotensin converting enzyme 2
Exons: 18
Coding region: 1-2430 (809 amino acids)
Biological process (GO): proteolysis
Cellular component (GO): plasma membrane
Molecular function (GO): peptidyl-dipeptidase activity; metallopeptidase activity
Source: RefSeq, a predicted model, not a curated record
AUGUUGGUCCACCUCUGGCUUCUCUGUGGUCUGAGUGCUGUUGUGACCCCUCAGGAUGUCACACAACAAGCCCAAAUGUUUCUAGAAGAGUUUAACAGGAGGGCAGAGAAUAUCAGCUAUGAGAGCUCCCUUGCCUCAUGGAACUACAACACCAACAUCACCAAGGAUACUGCCAGGAAAAUGAACGAGGCGGAUGCCAAGUGGUCCGCGUUUUACGACGAGGCCUCCAGGAAUGCCAGCAGCUUCCCAUUAGCCAACAUCCAGGAUGCUCUCACCAGGCUCCAGAUCCAGGCUCUGCAGGACAGAGGGUCGUCUGUGCUGUCACUGGAAAAAUAUAGCAGACUGAGCACUGUGCUAAAUACAAUGAGUACCAUCUACAGCACUGGGACCGUCUGUAAAAUCACCGAACCGUCUGAGUGUUUGGUGCUGGAGCCAGGUCUGGACAUUAUUAUGGCUAACAGCACAGAUUAUCAUGAGAGACUCUGGGCCUGGGAAGGCUGGAGAGCUGAUGUUGGCAGGAGGAUGAGACCAUUAUAUGAAGAGUAUGUUGAACUUAAAAAUGAGGUUGCAAAGCUUAAUAGUUAUUCUGACUACGGAGAUUACUGGAGAGCAAAUUAUGAAGCAGACUAUCCAGAAGAAUACAAAUACAGCCGUGACCGGCUGGUCGAAGAUGUGGAGAAGACAUUUGAGCAGCUAAAACCUCUGUACCAGCAGCUGCAUGCCUAUGUGAGGCACCGACUGGAGCAGUUCUACGGCCCCGAGCUCAUCAGCUCCACGGGAUGCCUCCCUGCUCACUUGCUGGGUGAUAUGUGGGGUAGAUUUUGGACAAAUCUGUAUGCUUUGACCGUUCCCUAUCCAGCCAAACCAAACAUUGAUGUAACUUCUGCAAUGGUUCAAAAAAAAUGGGAUGCAAUGAAAAUAUUCAAAGCCGCUGAGGCCUUCUUCGUCUCCAUCGGCCUCAACAAAAUGACUGAGGGCUUCUGGAAUAACUCCAUGCUCACAGAGCCGACCGACAACAGGAAGGUUGUCUGCCAUCCUACGGCAUGGGAUCUGGGGAAAAAUGACUACAGGAUCAAGAUGUGCACCAAAGUGACCAUGGACGACUUCCUGACCGCGCACCACGAGAUGGGCCACAUCGAGUAUGACAUGGCGUACUCUGCGCAGCCCUACCUGCUAAGAGGCGGCGCCAACGAGGGCUUCCACGAAGCAGUAGGUGAAAUUAUGUCACUUUCUGCAGCCACUCCUCAGCACUUGAAAUCUCUUGACCUCCUAGAGCCAACUUUCCAAGAGGAUCAAGAAACUGAAAUCAACUUUCUGCUCAAACAAGCACUAACGAUUGUUGGAACAAUGCCUUUUACUUACAUGCUGGAGAAGUGGAGGUGGAUGGUGUUUAGGGGUGAGAUUACAAAGCAGGAAUGGAUGAAGCGGUGGUGGGAGAUGAAGAGAGAAAUAGUUGGCGUUGUUGAACCAGUCCCUCAUGACGAAACCUAUUGCGACCCUGCAGUGCUGUUUCAUGUGGCCAAUGAUUACUCAUUCAUAAGGUAUUACACCCGGACCAUCUAUCAGUUCCAGUUUCAUGAGGCACUUUGCAAGGCAGCUAACCAUACUGGCCCUCUUCACACAUGUGACAUUACCAACUCCACAGCAGCUGGUCAGAAUUUGAGACAAUUGCUUGAAUUGGGCAGAUCCAAGCCCUGGACUGAAGCACUGGAAACUGUAACAGGAGAGAAAUACAUGAAUGCAGCGCCCUUGCUCCACUACUUUGAACCUUUAUAUAAGUGGCUGCAAAAAAACAAUUCUGGCAGAUACAUUGGUUGGAAAACAGACUGGGCUCCAUACACUGGCAAUGCCAUCAAAGUGCGCAUCAGCCUGAAGUCAGCACUGGGGGACCAGGCGUAUGAAUGGGAUGAAAGCGAGCUCUUCUUGUUCAAGUCAUCCAUCGCCUAUGCCAUGAGAAAAUACUUCGCAGAGGUGAAACAACAGGAAGUUAACUUCCAGAUUACAGACAUUCAUGUUGGGGAACAGACACAAAGGGUCUCCUUCUACCUUACUGUCAGCAUGCCAGGUAAUAUCAGUGAUAUUGUGCCCAAAGCUGACGUGGAAAGUGCCAUCAGGAGGUCUCGGGGACGAAUCAAUGAGGCUUUCAGACUGGAUGAUAACACGCUGGAGUUUGUGGGCAUACUUCCAACCCUGGCCACACCUUAUGAACCGCCAGUCACCAUCUGGUUAAUUAUAUUUGGGGUGGUCAUUAGCCUGGUUGUCAUUGGAGUUAUUGUCUUGAUCGUCACUGGGCAGAGAGAUCGCAAAAAGAGAGCGAGAAAAAGUAGGAGUGAAGCAGGAUUAAACUGUGAAGAGGUGAACCCUUACAAUGAAGAGGGAAAAAGCAACAUGGGUUUUGAGCCAUCUGAAGAGACACAAACAUCAUUCUAGAAGACGUGGGUACACUAAGGCUUUCCGCAUUUUUUCAUUUCACUUUUAACAAUAGUGCCUAGCAAGGACCAAAACACUAUGGACAUCAUCAAAC